AUGCAGCGUUUCCAGACUGCUCUGCGCAACAAGAAUGUGUGGCAACGUGUGGCUCUCUUUGACUUGCACCAAGUCACCACUGUAGCCCGCCAUAAAGCUUCCGUAGUCAUAUCGGCACGCACUUUCAGCUCGCUACCAGACCAUGAGGUCGUAGGUCUGCCAGCCCUAUCUCCUACAAUGGAGGUGGGCACUAUUGCUAAAUGGAACAAGCAGGAAGGUGACCCCAUCUCAGCCGGUGACGUCGUGUGUGAGGUGGAGACGGACAAGGCCGUCGUUGAUUUUGAGGCCACGGACGACUCGUAUCUGGCCAAGAUCUUGGUCCAGUCAGGAUCUGGUGAGGUUGCCGUGGGCAAACCCAUUUUUGUUACUGUGAUGGAGGAAGAGGACAUUGCUGCUUUUAAGGACUUUUCGGCUGACGCUACACCUGAUGAAAACGCUGCUCCGGCUGCACCCGCUGUUGAAGUGGCUCCAUCUGCUGCAGUCUCCACAACAACAUCUACGGCUUCCGCUGCUCCGGCUACUCCACCUGCUUCAGGACGUGUGUUUGCUAGUCCCAUCGCCAAAAAGAUUGCCCGUGAGUCUGGUGCUGUACUGUCUGUGAUCAACGGCUCUGGUCCAAACGGCCGUGUCAUCAAGGCCGAUGUGGAGGCUGCCCUGGCUGCUGGUGCUUCCGCUGCGGUUAAGGAGGAUGUUGCUAAUGCAUCAUCCCCGGCUGCCACUGCCGCCACCGCUACUACCAACUACACGGACUACCCGAUCAGUCCAGAGGCUCAGGCUAUUGCCCAGCAGCUUACGCAGCAGAAGCAGGAGGUGCCGCACUACCACCUGUCGACAAACCUGACGCUCGACAAACUCCUUGAUGCGCGUGCCCGCCUGAACGCUGGCCGUGGUGAGGAUGAACAGAUUUCCGUGAACGACUUUAUUGUGCGCGCCGCUUCGCUUGCCAUGCGCAAGGUGCCAGAUGCCAACUCGAGCUGGAAGGGCUCGUUCAUUCGUCAGUUUAACGACGUGGAUGUAAACCUGAUGGUGACGUCGGCUUCGGGUGGUGUUGUGGCCCCCGUGCUUACACGGGUGAACCGCAAGGGUUUGGAUGACAUUCGUAAAGAGACGCAGGUAGCUGUGGCCAAAGCAAAUGAUGGUACCUUUGAGCCAGCCGACUUAGCCAAUGGUACCUUCACGAUCUCCAAUGUCGGCCAGUUCGACGUGCAGUCGCUGGCUGGUAUUGUGCGUCCGGAGCAGUCGUGCAUGCUUGGUCUAGGCGCAAUUGAGAAGAAGGUGGUGCCGAACGACGACCCAAACGCUGAUCAGAUUUAUAAGUACGCGCAGAUGAUGACCGCCACGCUUGCUUGCGACCAUCGCGUCAUUGACGGCGCUGUUGGUGCGCAGUGGCUAGCUUCCUUUAAGGAGCUGGUGGAAGACCCACUUAAAAUGAUCCUGUAA
Messenger RNA from Peronospora farinosa, 1440 nucleotides. The record is from the annotation of a GenBank genome assembly. NCBI's taxonomy places the organism in Eukaryota, Oomycota, Peronosporomycetes, Peronosporales, Peronosporaceae.